CACUUUAAGUCCUCUAAAAAUUGUCCACGCACCAAGACUAAUGGCGAGGACGGCAGUUGCCGUAUGUGGCUGGAUUACAGUAAGCAUGUCGUGGUAUGGUCUUACACUUAAUCAAGGUUCCCUAGAUGGAGACAUAUUCAUCAAUGCUCUUGUCCUGUCUGUUAUCGACCUCAUAGCUUACUCAUUAUUGAUAUUCAUCAACAAAAUUGGUAGAAGAAAAGCAUACUGUGCCGGCAUGAUGAUCUCUGCUUUGUCCAUGUUGGGUACAAUUCCGGUUCAUUUCUUUGCAGACAGGGAGAGUCCUUCGACCAGUGCCGUCUUUACGACUUUGUACACGAUAGGGAAGCUGGGCCUUAGCGGUUGCUUCAGGCUUCUUAUCGUGUGGAAUGGGGAGUUCUAUCCAACAGCUUUGCGAAAUUUUGGACUAGGUUUAGGUUCUACAUUUGGCCGUGUUGCGGCGAUUGUGUCACCAAUUGUAAUGGACCAACUAGGGGGACAUCCAGUUCUUGGUAACACUGUCCCUCUGAUAUUGUUUGGCUGCAUGGCAUUGUUCUGUGCUUUGAGUGGUCUAUAUCUCCCUGAAACCGCCCACAAACACCUCCCAGAGACCUUGGAAGAUGCUCAAAACUUUGGAGUUGGAGAAGAAUUUCCACAAAAGGUCAAGGGAUAA
This is a messenger RNA of Lingula anatina, 670 nucleotides long. Its product is annotated as organic cation transporter protein. Gene Ontology annotation, biological process: transmembrane transport. Gene Ontology annotation, molecular function: transmembrane transporter activity. The record is from RefSeq and is a predicted model, not a curated record. NCBI's taxonomy places the organism in Eukaryota, Metazoa, Brachiopoda, Lingulata, Lingulida, Lingulidae. Gene Ontology annotation, cellular component: membrane.